Fusarium graminearum PH-1 is the source of this 1692-nucleotide messenger RNA. RefSeq lists its product as uncharacterized. The transcript has 3 exons. The record is from RefSeq and is a predicted model, not a curated record. The coding region runs from base 1 to 1692 and encodes 563 amino acids. NCBI's taxonomy places the organism in Eukaryota, Fungi, Ascomycota, Sordariomycetes, Hypocreales, Nectriaceae.
AUGACGACCCAUCAGGAGAUCGUCAGAACCAUCACUGACAGCGAAUGGGGGAUAAAGGUUCUUAAACAACUCGACACACAGCCUGAUACGGGCUCAAUCUUGAGAGAGACACUCUUUGAGACCUGGUAUCUCUUUUCUCAUCUGGAAAACAACACGAUUACCUCGCGCGCCAAGCCAGUAACAUUGAUCAAUGGGGCGUGUCCUGAUCGCGACACCUUCUCGAGCGAGACGAACUGCACACAAAUUUGCACCAACCCGGACACUUUGUUCGCCUCAUGGAAGACACUAUGGCAGUGUCUAUCUCUUGCCGUCUUGACAAUUGGGAACGCGACAUUCUCCAACAGUCUGAAACGACCGCCUGGCGAGUUCGGGGCCUUGUCUCCGAGUGUUCAAAUCAACGAUGCCCUUUGGGAGUAUGGCAUCCUCUACGAUAGUGAUUUCGAUGGUAGAUCAGUGCUUGAUCUUACAUACCAAUGCGCCUCCGCUAGUUGUCGCGAGAUGACCAUGGGCGAGUGCUCAAUCGGUCAACUUGAUUCGGGAUUUUUCCAGAGCGAAAAGCUGGAGUGGAUCAAAAUGUCAAAGGCCCUCGAGUCUUUGUGCUAUGGGCUGGAAAGUGAUAUCAACAUUGACAUUGCUGGUCCAGGUAUCCUUAUCACAUACAUAACUCAAACCGCAAUGGCUGUGUUUGCAUGGGCCUUCUUCCUGGUUCUUGCAGUCAGCGAUUCUAUUCAGAAUUCAACCUCAAUAUUGGGCUGUGUCUUUCGUAAAAAGAAUAUGGACCAUCGCUCAUCAGUAUUGGGGUUUCUUGGACGAACAAACAUAGCCCACGCUACCAGCACGUUUCUUGCAGAGCUUCACGAAGCACAGUGUUUCUUCGUCGCCGCGAUUGAAAUAGCUCUGAUCAACGCAAACUCACGACCUGCCAUCUUUACGGGCGCGGAUAAUUGGCAGAGUCUUCUAUGGAAUCGCGACAGUAUCCGGUUUCUCGCUGGAAUGGGAGUUUGGCCCAUCAUCCUUGCUCAGAUAUCACUCCGUCGAGCACAGCUUGACUCGAUGUACUAUCUCCUUCUUUCUACAAUUGCGGUGAUACUCGCCGGUGUGGCAGCGGAUACGGCGUCAAAGCCUGAUCCUGAUAAUGUCUACAGAAUGUUUGCAGAUCUGAACAACCUGGAAGAGUGCGGUGGUAACCCCUCGCUUCGCACAUUCUGCGUCGAAGAACGAAGUAGUAUGUACUGGUUCGUCUUUCCUGCAGACAGUAUAUAUGCGUUUAUUGCACUGCUCGCUAUUAUAUGGUGGAUCAAACUCUGGAACGUUAUCGUCAGUUCGUCGUGGUUUAUCCAGAGGCAAAAGCCACUCUCAAACGAGCAGCAUGAAGAUUGGGAGCGCUUGAAACGGAUCUCUUUUAAAUUCUCCCUCGUCUUGAUUCAUGCAGCGGAAGCUGGGGCCCUUGCUUGCAUAUGUCUCGGGCUUCUCGGGAUUAGGAGACCGUUACUGGACCUGCUCCUCAGAGGAGAGUCGGGUACUUGGAGUGUCGGACAGCUUGUUGCCGUUCUAAUUUGGGUGCCUGUUAUCUCCAAGUAUGCGCAUCUAGUCAUACUUGGUGUUGAAAAGGGUUUCAGGCUCCGAUUAUCAAGAGCUUUCGAGAUUGUCAAGAAACCCAAAACAGGGGCGAUGAACAAUGAUGAUUUAUGA